UCCAGAAUCCAAACUCCAUCGUCAAUCAUAUAUCCCUAUAAAACCCAUCAGACACUACCUAGCCAUUGCCCGUUUAGCUUCCAUCCCUCUUCCCCCUCUUCCUCCUCCCCUACCUCAGCUUUGAUAUUUUCUACCCAACAAAUUAAGCACAAUCCCUCUCAAAUUCACUUCAACAAAUCUAGGAAACGCCGCCUCGCGCUGCUAUCUCUCUCAAUAUCCCAACUUACUCACCUCUUCAACAUGUGACUAGUCUGAAUAUAGCCAUUACCACAACUGCAGUAACUAAUCAGUUGUCCAUCGGUUUCUUGAUCAUUCCAUGGCCUACUCUUAUAGUGAAGUGGAAGGUAAGAGAGCCCAUGACCCUCUUGCAGUCGGUAUCGCAGUGAAAUCAGCAAAGUGUAUAUGGGUUGCAGGGCCAAUAAUAGUAGGGGCUGGCCCUUCAGGACUGGCCGCUGCCGCGUGCCUCAAACAGCGAGGGGUCCCAAGCGUAAUCCUCGAGAGGUCUAAUUGCAUAGCCUCAUUGUGGAAGAACAGGACCUACGAUCGCCUACGGCUCCACCUACCAAAGCAAUUCUGUGAAUUACCGCUUAUGCCAUUUCCCAAGAACUUCCCGACAUACCCAACGAAGCAGCAAUUUGUGGCCUACCUGGACACAUAUGUCAGCAGGUUCGACCUCAAGCCAGUCUUCGGUACAACUGUUGUGAGUGCAGAGUUUGACCCAAUCUGCCGGUUCUGGCGGGUCAAGACUUCCUCAGGGACGAAAUGCUUAGACUUUGAGUACACGAGCCGGUGGCUUAUUGUGGCAACUGGAGAGAAUGCCGAGGCAUUUUUGCCCAAGUUGGAAGGGAUGGAUGAUUUCCGCGGUCCAGUCCUCCAUACAAGUGAGUAUAAGAGCGGGGACAUGUUCUGCGGCAAAAGGGUUUUGGUGGUCGGGUGCGGUAAUUCUGGCAUGGAGGUGUGUCUGGACCUGUGCAAUCACAAUGCUCAGCCUUCCCUUGUCGUUCGAGAUUCGGUGCACAUCUUACCUCAGGAGAUGCUAGGAAGAUCGACUUUUGGAUUGAGCAUGUGCUUCCUCAAGUGGUUUCCAGCUCACAUUGUGGAUAGGUUGCUACUUCUCGUGUCACAUUUCAUGAUUGGAGACACGGCAAAGUAUGGGCUGAUUCGGCCUAAGCUCGGCCCCCUUCAGCUCAAGAAUAAGACAGGCAAGACACCCGUGUUGGAUGUUGGCACGCUUUCUCAUAUCAAAAGUGGGAAGAUUAAGGUUUUCCGUGGAAUAAAGAGAGUACGACAUGAUUCAGUGGAAUUUGUUGACGAGAAAGAAGAGAAGUUUGAUGCAAUCAUCCUAGCUACCGGUUACAGAAGCAAUGUACCCUCAUGGUUAAUGGAUACAGAUAUGUUUUCGAAGGAAGAUGGGUUCCCCAAGGAGCAAUUCCCACAUACAUGGAAAGGCAAGGACGGUUUAUACGCCAUCGGGUUCAACAAAAGAGGCCUAUUAGGCGCAUCCAUGGAUGCGUGGAGGAUAGCAGAAGAUAUUGAACUCAUGUGGAAAGCUGAAACAAAGCGGUUCACAGACCUUACUCGUGCAGUAGCUUGACCUUCAUACCAUGGGAAGAUGAGGAUUGAUUAAUUGGUAGGAGUCCUUCGGAUAUAGAAGCUUCGUCAUAUUAUUUUGGGGUUUGAUGUUAGAAAGAAUUUUGAAGAAGUUAAAUGUGUAUAACUAUUCUAAUUUUGCUUAGGUAGGUUUUUAUUUUCGCUUACAAAAGUGGUCAUGUACCUAAUGAGGGUAGAUGCUAUUUGAUUGAGAUGGGAUUAGAAGCUAGGAUUGGUACGGUAACUAGGUGAUUGUUUAUCUCGUUAACGUUGGGAAAAAAUUAGUUGUGUGUAUACAUAAAUAACAUAUAAGUGAAAUGCUUUUGCCUU
Molecule: messenger RNA, 1920 nt
Organism: Punica granatum (pomegranate)
Lineage: Eukaryota; Viridiplantae; Streptophyta; Magnoliopsida; Myrtales; Lythraceae
Source: RefSeq, a predicted model, not a curated record